AGCGCGAAUCACCUGUCACUCUCGCUCGAGCGCACCUGUCGCAUCGUCCUAGACGUUUUCGCCCUCACCUUUAUUUUACUCUUUGGUCUCUACAUCUUUGCCCGCAUCGGCAAGGCCGCCCAGAUCCCGCCGUGCUUGGAGCAAAAAGUCCGCGUCUGUGAGAAAACAGAUUGAGAUGGAGCCUUGAAGAAGAGUCACCUCGGGAGUUUCUGGAAACGGGAGGAAAUAUCCGCGAAGUGAAGAACGGGACGUUAGAUUCUCUCUGCCGAGGGUGGGGUGGCCAGAUCAGACAGCAAGAUCAGUGCCAAAACCCUGUUUGAGCAACGAAAGAAGUACUCAAACUCCAACGUCAUCAUGCAAGAGACGUCGCAAUACCAUGUGCAGCAUCUCUCUACGUUCGUCAUGGAUAAAUCAGAGUCCAUUGCUACAGUAGAUGACGCGAUUAAGAAGCUGAAGCUGCUGGACUCCAAAGACAAAAUUUGGACACAGGAAAUGCUGCUGCAGGUGACGGACAAAUCUAUCAAACUCCUGGACUGCGAGACCAAGGAAGAGCUUGAAAACUUUCCUCUGGCCACAGUCCAUCAUUGUCAGACGUUGCUGAACCAGACCAGAUAUCCAUCCGUCCUUAUGAUCAUCUGUCAGGACAAUGAACAACACAAACCAGACAUUCACUUCUUCUACUGCGACGAAGUGGAGGCCGAGAUGGUGCACGCUGACAUUGAUAGCGCUCUGGGAGACAACACACGCGGCAAGAAGAUGCGACCGCAGACGCUAAAGUUGAACCAAGAAAAGAUGAAACACCAACGGGAGAGCAUCAUCCCGGCCUCCGAGCCUAGAAGUCCUGGCCCUGGGGUCAAAGGUCGCGUAGCAGCUACGGACAUGAAAGAUGAACAGACGAUGCAGGACCCCGAGUCCAGUAUGAAACUGGCCCAGCGGAUUGAAAAGGACGUGCAAAUCCUGAACUGCUCUCUAGACGACAUCGAGAUCUUCGUUGCACGUCUUCACAAAGCAGCAGAGGCUUUCGCGCAACUCAACCAGCGCAACAGGAGCAAGAAAAACAAAAAGAGAGGACCGGCAGAGGGAGUGCUAACUCUACGAGCGAAACCUCCAUCGGAAGGCGAGUUUAUCGACUGUCUUCAGAAGCUGAAGCUCUCUUUCAAUCUGUUGGCCAAACUGAAGAAACACAUCCAGAACCCCACUGCUGCAGAGCUCGUGCACUUCCUGUUCGGUCCUCUGGAGCUGAUACUGCAGAGCAGCGGCAGUCCCGAUCUGCCGCGUGCCGUCCUCUCUCCUCACCUGUGCCGGGACACCGUGGACUUCCUGAGAGGACACCUGACCCCUAAAGAGAUGACCAUCUUUGAGCUGCUGGGAGAUGGCUGGACGCGGCCCAGAGCUGAUUGGCCGAGAGAACAGUGCGCUCCUCUGUACGUCCCAAAGUUCCGGAACGGCUGGGAGCCGCCGCUGGAGCUGUUCCGCUCGUCGCCGUGGGAGACGGAGAGCGCCGGAGCGCCGGUGCAGACCGAAUACAGACCCAAAGAGUUCUACGGAUCACAGUCAUCGCUCUCUUCAAACGGGUCUUUCUCGACGACUACUGCUUCUCGCAAGUACGCAAAGAUCCGCUAUCACUUCGUGGCACGUAACGUCAACGAGCUGUCGGUGCUUCAGGAUGAAAUUCUGGAGGUGUUGGAGGAUGACAAGCAGUGGUGGAAGCUGAGGAACCGAAGCGGACAGGCGGGAUACGUGCCCUAUAAUAUCCUGGAUGUGGUGAAACUGGAGGACCCUCAAACUACGAUGGACCCGCCGUACAGUCCAGGAAUACCUUACAGUCCGUCUUACAGAGGACAGUCUCCCUCCGGCUCUCUGGGCAGUGACAAAGACAGUCACACUCAGCAGAUGGAUAAAGUGAACGAUGAGCUGCUCAUGUUGAUCAGCGGGAACAAGCUCCAGCAGCCCACCAGAAACUUCAAGGUGGUCCGUCAGUCUACCGUCCCGCUGGCGUUCGACUCCAGCCCGGCCGAGGUCACCACCUGGCUCAACGCCAAGGGCUUCUCCAAACCGACGGUGGAGCGUCUGGGCAUCCUGACCGGAGCUCAGCUCUUCUCUCUGAAUAAAGAUCACCUGAAGGCCGUGUGUGGAGACGAGGGAUCUCGCGUCUACAGCCAGAUCACGGUCCAGAAAUCACAACUAGAGAAGAGUCGAGGAGAUUCAGAACUGCAGGAGAUCCUGAUUAAACAACAAGAGAAAAUUUCAUCUGCCUCCUAAACUAAGACUGUCAAUCAAACAGUCCCCUGGCAACAGUAACCGUCAACCCAACCCACCAAUCAAGUUCUGCCACACGUCGACCAAACGCCUAAUCCAAGAUAUUUUUUAAUUGUAUAUUUAUUGUUGGUGCUUUUUAUCGUCAGUGUAUGUACGGAUCUCAUUGCAGUUUAUCUCGUUCAUGCUGAAAAAUACUUGCUACUCUUUAUUGCAUGAAAACCAUGUACUGGUGAAUCUCAGGAAAACAUGUACAGGUCACGCUUCGAAAUUAAAAAACGAUAAAGCAUAAAAAUGCUAAAAAGCAUUUUAGCGUCAUUUUAACUCAAAGCAGACUUUCUUUAAAGUUUUUACGCAAUUCAGAAUGAUUAAAAAAAAUAUAACGAAUAGCAGUACGGUGAGAAAAUCAAAAGAAAAACGACUAUUUUAGGGCUACUUUUUUAUUAUUAUUUCAUUUCAUUUCAUCCGCUUUCUCAAAUGCACGCAUUUUUGAUCGUUCCGUGUUUUAGGUAAAAAGAUGUUCUAGCGCACGUUUCUUUCGGUGACCCGUACAUGUUGCCCGGAGAGAUUGGGCCGUGUUUUAAAGACGGACUGAGCCGAGUGAAUGUUUCCUGGGGUUUGAUAGGAUGAGUGCAUCCGUGACAGCGGUUUUUGAAAGAGACAAAAAAAAUGUAAAUAAUGUGCUAAAUUCACGCACGCACGUUCCGAUGCUGACCGUCACGCGAGAACAGCGCGUUUAUCAGCUGGAUUCAUGCACGUCUUCUUUUUUUAUUCGCGUAAAGGGCAUUUAGAGGCUUACAGCACGUGCUUCGAUCGCAAUAGAGACACUUUAAAAAGACACAGAGAUGAGACUUAAUCAGUUUAAUCGGAUACCAAUAGUAGGAAAUCAAUAUAUUAAACCGGAAGUGCAACCUUUUAGUAUUAUCCUCUGCUAGUUUCUCCAAAUGUUAUUUAUAAAAAAAAAAAUAAAAAAAUCACUGUAUUGUAAAUUUCAGAAAUAAAGUGACUACUAAAAAGA
This is a messenger RNA of Puntigrus tetrazona (Sumatra barb), 3274 nucleotides long. RefSeq names its product EPS8 like 2 (gene eps8l2). Bases 355 to 2262 code for a protein of 635 amino acids. NCBI's taxonomy places the organism in Eukaryota, Metazoa, Chordata, Actinopteri, Cypriniformes, Cyprinidae. Gene Ontology annotation, biological process: regulation of Rho protein signal transduction; positive regulation of ruffle assembly; Rho protein signal transduction. The transcript is spliced from 20 exons. Gene Ontology annotation, molecular function: actin binding. Gene Ontology annotation, cellular component: plasma membrane; vesicle; ruffle membrane. The record is from RefSeq and is a predicted model, not a curated record.